Molecule: messenger RNA, 1257 nt
Organism: Grosmannia clavigera kw1407
Lineage: Eukaryota; Fungi; Ascomycota; Sordariomycetes; Ophiostomatales; Ophiostomataceae
Exons: 1
Coding region: 1-1257 (418 amino acids)
Source: RefSeq, a predicted model, not a curated record
AUGCUGCCUGAGAUCGUGCCGCUGCCGCCACCGUCGCCUCAAUCGGCACAGUCGGUCGUCGACAGCAGCGAUGUUGAGCGCCUAGCAGACGACCUCUGCCGACAGCAUCUGGAAGGACAGGCCAUGACGGGCCCUGACCCGACCACGGCUGUCGACUACGAUGCCGACUCGUCCUGGCAGCACAGCGUCGACCUCGAUCUAGAGGUCGACGACGGCAUCAGCAUCAGCAGCGCCGCAGCGACGCCGUCUCUGCCUCCGUAUCGGCUGCGAUCCAUGUCGUCCUUUGCGUCUGUGCCUUCGCAGAUGCCACGAGCAGCAGUAGCAGCAGCGUCCACUCUGCCACGAUCACGACAGCCGGCUCGACAUCACAGUUACCAUCAUCCUCCACUGCCACAGACGUGGAUCGAGACGACGACUUGUCCACAGCAAGAAGAGCUGCAGCUGCAGCUACAACUACAGCAACAACAACAGCCACGACAGUUGCCACCACUCCUGCUGCCGCUCUCGGCCGCAUCGCUGGCACUGCCGCAGCUGGCGCCGACGCAUCGAGACGUGCCGUCGUCGGGCUAUGACCUGUGCAGCUGGCUGGACAAGACCGUUGGUAGAGGUCACGUGACUGGAAUCACUCUGCCUACGGCCUUGUCCACGAUGUCGACGAUGCCGGCCGAACUGGUUCCGAAGACGGACGGGCUCGAGAUCGAUCCCGACGUGGACGCCAGCAGCGACGCCGACAACAGCCGCGAUGCGGCGAUGUGCACAGAGGUGGCCCGCGAGAUCCGGAUGGCCCGUCUCGUCCGAGCAGCCGUGACCGGCCAGGCCUCGGGCUCCAAAGCCAACCCGGGUCCCAGCCCGAUCCCUCACGACAUGGCCUCUAUUGCGGAGGACCCGGACGACGACUUCCUGCCCAUGUCGCUGCGGAUGGCCGGCCAGCCAGGCGGCAUCCGCAAGGUCAGCUUCGGCCUGCUGCACGUCCGUCUGUCGGCGGCCGAGAUCGCUCGUCGCUGUCCGAACCUGGUGUACAGCCGGCCGCGGAUGCGACGUCGUCGGCCGCCUGGAAGCGGUGGUGCUGGCGGCAGCAGCGGUGGCCACCGUUCCUUCAAGGCCGCCAGUAGGUCGCCGCAGCCGUCGGCCGGCUCGAUGGCCGGGGAGCCCGACUGCGAGCCGCCACUGGCACUGUCUACGACGCUGCCAUCACCAGCCUUGGACCUGGCUGCUGACUCGAUGGCCGUUGAUUUCGUCGAGGCGGCCGAGACCUGA